CCUCGGCCGCCGCAGGCCCUCCCGGCCGGGUCCCGCCCGCGCUCGGUUCUUCAGAGGCUGCGGGCGCGCAGGGCUGGCGCCGGCAGCAGGUGGGCGGGGUGCGGGUGCCUGAGCCUGGGGGCUGCCGGCUGCGCUGGGCCCGGCGCGGCGGCGGUACAUUGCGGGCGCGCCAUGGACUUCAACAUGAAGAAGCUGGCGUCGGACGCGGGCAUCUUCUUCACCCGGGCGGUGCAGUUCACAGAGGAGAAAUUUGGCCAGGCUGAGAAGACUGAGCUCGAUGCCCACUUUGAAAACCUCCUGGCGCGGGCAGACAGCACCAAGAACUGGACAGAGCGCAUCCUGAGGCAAACCGAGGUGUUGCUGCAGCCCAAUCCCAGUGCCCGAGUGGAAGAGUUCCUGUAUGAGAAGCUGGACAGGAAGGUCCCCUCAAGGGUCACCAAUGGGGAACUGCUGGCUCAGUACAUGGCGGAAGCAGCCAGCGAGCUGGGACCUACCACCCCCUAUGGAAAGACACUGAUCAAGGUGUCAGAGGCUGAAAAGCGCCUGGGAGCCGCAGAACGGGAUUUCAUUCACACUGCCUCCCUCAGCUUCCUCACACCUCUGCGAAACUUCCUGGAAGGGGACUGGAAGACGAUUUCGAAGGAAAGGCGUCUCCUGCAGAACCGACGCCUCGACCUGGACGCUUGCAAAGCGAGGCUGAAGAAGGCAAAGGCUGCAGAAGCCAAAGCCACGUGUGAGGGAGAUACGGUGCCUGACUUUCAGGAGACUAGACCUCGUAAUUACAUUCUCUCGGCCAGCGCCUCCGCGCUUUGGAACGACGAGGUAGACAAGGCUGAGCAGGAGCUUCGAGUGGCCCAGACAGAGUUCGACCGGCAGGCAGAAGUGACCCGUCUCCUGCUGGAAGGGAUCAGCAGCACCCAUGUGAACCACCUUCGCUGCCUCCACGAGUUUGUCAAGUCUCAGACGACCUACUAUGCACAGUGCUACCGCCACAUGCUGGACCUACAGAAGCAACUGGGCAGCUCCCAGGGUGCCAUAUUUCCAGGCACUUUUGUGGGUACUUCGGAGCCUGCCUCCCCACCCCUGAGCAGCACAUCACCCACCACCACUGCAGCCACUAUGUCUGUAGCACCCACUGUGCCUGGCCUGGCCCCUCCAGGGGAGGCGGCACUGUGCCUGGAGGAGGUGCCCCCCCCUGCCAGUGGGACUCGCAAGGCCCGGGUGCUCUACGACUAUGAAGCGGCUGACAGCAGUGAGCUGGCCCUGCUGGCUGAUGAGCUCAUUACUGUCUACAGCCUGCCUGGCAUGGACCCUGACUGGCUCAUUGGCGAGAGAGGCAACAAGAAGGGCAAGGUCCCUGUCACCUACCUGGAACUGCUCAGCUAAGCGGCCCCUCCCAGGCCUGCCACCCUUGUCUCCUGGGGACACAGCUGCUUAGGAUGGGGGCCUAACCCCAUUCUGGUCAUGCCAGUUGUCCAGCUAAGGAACCCCACAAGGCGGAAUGGCUCCAGGCCCCUCUGCUAGCCCUGCUUUUGACCUGUACCCCUGCACGCCCGAGGUCUCCCAGUUCCCCUAAGGAGGGAGGGACACUACAUUUAGCACCAUGGGCCCAGGAUAUGCUGGGGACACCUUGGCAUGAAAAGAGCAUCAGCCUUUUAGUAGCCAAAGGUCGAGGGGGACAGCAGAAGGCAGGCAGGGCUGACAGUCUGGGACAGGAGGGUCUAGUAACACCACAAGGGUCAGCGGGAGCAGCACCACCCAGUGUUCCCCUCUCCCUCCCAGCUCUGAGCUCUGAGGGUGGUGGCUACAGCCCUCCCUCAAUUUUUAACUGGUAUUUUUACUCCUGUCUGUCUCGUCUGCUCAUGCUUUAGCAAAUAAAACCCUGUGUGCAACUUGUCGGGCUCCCAUGAGGGUCUGAUGCACAGGCCACUCCGAAAGCAGUGAUGGGAUGACCUCAUUGGCCCCUUCUCUGGGUAGGCUUGGUGUGGAGGGUGUGAGGUACCAUGGCAGACUGCUCCCAGAAUGCAGGGCAAAGGGACAGUUCUUACAGCGUCCUAGUUACACGAGGCUCCGUGUCUCCCGGCAGCACGGUUCCCACGCAUGAAGCUGCAAUAAACACUUCAUUCCUGUGAACUUUCCUAGA
Molecule: messenger RNA, 2143 nt
Organism: Nannospalax galili (Upper Galilee mountains blind mole rat)
Lineage: Eukaryota; Metazoa; Chordata; Mammalia; Rodentia; Spalacidae
Gene: Sh3glb2
Product: SH3 domain containing GRB2 like, endophilin B2
Exons: 13
Coding region: 172-1386 (404 amino acids)
Biological process (GO): membrane organization
Cellular component (GO): cytoplasm; membrane
Molecular function (GO): protein binding
Source: RefSeq, a predicted model, not a curated record